AUCCAUUAAUUGGAAAUUUAGAUCUGUUCAGAAUAAAAGACGUUCCCCUCAAUGAAUGUGUAUAUAGAACUCUAGUCGCCUUAUCACAAAUGUACGACAAAUAUGGUUUAUUUAGAAUUCAACUGGGUCCCUCACCCGUGGUCGUACUGUUCAAACACCAUACUGUCGAUGCUUUAUUGACGAGUAAUACAAAUAUAGAGAAAUCUGAGCAGUACAUGUUUUUACUGGAAUGGUUGGGCGAGGGGCUACUCACAAGUACCGGUGCCAAAUGGAAAGGCAGGCGAAAACUGUUGACACCAGCCUUUCAUUUCAAGAUAUUGGAUGACUUCAUACCGAUUAUGUGCGAACAGUCAGACAUAUUGGUCCAGAAGCUCAUGAGGGAGUCCAGCAAACCAUACAUCGAUAUCAGGGAACCCAUAACUCAGUGCACUCUUGAUGUCAUUUGUGAGACAGCAAUGGGUGUCUCGAUAGGCGCACAGUUAGGCAAAAACACGGAGUACGUGAAUGCCAUUCACAAUAUGGGAGAAAUACUGAUGAAACGGGUGUUUUCGCCGUGGAUUUGGUCGGACUUUGUGUUUUACCGGACAGGGAUGGGCCGCCUAUUUGCCACGAGUCUCAAAAUAUUGCAUACAUUCACCAGAAAUGUCAUAAACGACAGGAAGUCUCAGUUGAUGUCCGCAAAGACCGACACAAACAACGAUAGCCUGAAAAGUGAUGACAACAUGUAUUUGUCGGACAAACGCCGCAAACGCUUGGCUUUUAUGGACCUAUUGCUUGAGCAUCACAUGAAAGACAAUGCGCUGACCAUCGAUGACAUACGCGAAGAAGUGGAUACUUUUAUGUUUGAAGGGCACGACACCACUUCUGUAUCACUCGGAUGGACACUAUAUCUGUUGGGACGCCAUCCGGAUGUCCAGAAUCUCAUACACGAAGAGCUGAGUGAGAUAUUUGGUGACGACAUCCACAGAGACAUCACGACCGAUGACCUCUCGAAGAUGUCGUACUUGGAGUGUGUGCUGAAGGAGUCGCUGCGGAUGUAUCCGUCGGUGCCAUUCAUUGGCCGCAAACUCACGGAAGACCUCAAUUGCGGCGACGAUUAUGUAGUGCCGAAGGGAACCAAUGUCUUCCUCUUCAUCGAGAGAAUGCAUUUCGACUCAAAUGUAUUUCCAGAUCCCCUGCACUUCAAGCCCGAGAGGUUCCGGGAUGAGAGCACCGGCAACAUCAACGCCUACUCAUACGUGCCCUUCAGUGCCGGCGCCCGCAGUUGUAUUGGCAAACGGUUUGCCGUCAACGAGGAGAAGAUUAUUUUGGCAAAGAUUUGCCUCAACUUCCGGUUCGAGUCCAUGGAUCCGAUCGAUAAGAUUCAGGUCUCUUCUGAGAUGGUGUUCCGCGCCAAAGACGCCCUCAAUAUUAAGUUUAUACCGAAAUAUAAGCAAAAUUUGUAG
This is a messenger RNA of Oppiella nova, 1445 nucleotides long. The record is from the annotation of a GenBank genome assembly. Lineage: Eukaryota; Metazoa; Arthropoda; Arachnida; Sarcoptiformes; Oppiidae.